Molecule: messenger RNA, 2983 nt
Organism: Jatropha curcas
Lineage: Eukaryota; Viridiplantae; Streptophyta; Magnoliopsida; Malpighiales; Euphorbiaceae
Product: phosphatidylinositol 4-phosphate 5-kinase 2
Biological process (GO): phosphatidylinositol phosphate biosynthetic process
Cellular component (GO): plasma membrane
Molecular function (GO): 1-phosphatidylinositol-4-phosphate 5-kinase activity; ATP binding
Source: RefSeq, a predicted model, not a curated record
CGCGAGGGCAUGUUGGUCAUUGAGGAAAGCAUUCCUUAGACAAAGCUGUCCUUUGUCGAAUUAACAAUAUUUCUGAUGUAGCAGUAUUGCUUUCCCUCUCAUUCUUCUCUCUGUCAGUCUCUCCGUCGUGAUUCUUCUUUUUCUGCUUCUGUACUGUUUGCUGGAUUCUUUCUUCCCAUUCUCCAAAGCGCUAAACAACCCUUCAUAAUGUAAUCAAACACCACAAUACAAAACCGAAAAUCGCCAAAUGCAAGAGACGCUGCUUUGUAUCUUACAGCCUCCAACAAUUGCUGCUGCCGUCGUCGACGCCGAUAAAGAAGACAAACAAAUCCAACUCCUUGUCCCACCUCCUUGUCACUUGGUGGCCACUCGCCCAAGAUCGCAGCCCAGCUGCCGGCGCGUGACUCCCACGCUCAGCGAAACCGUUGUCGUUGUUUCUGAAAAGGUGCUACCGAACGGAGACAUAUACACUGGGACCUUGACUGGAAGUUUGCCUCACGGGAAAGGGAAGUACCUGUGGUCGGAUGGGUGUAUGUACGAAGGACAGUGGAACAGAGGCAGAGCCUACGGCAAGGGUAAGUUCUCGUGGCCAUCAGGAGCCACAUACGAGGGCCAAUUCAAAGACGGUCGUAUGGAGGGCUAUGGCACAUUCAUCGGCAUCGAAGGUGAUUCUUAUAAAGGCCAGUGGUUGUCCGACCGAAAGCAUGGCUUCGGCGAGAAGCGAUACGCCAAUGGCGAUGUGUAUGUAGGGUGGUGGAAGUUCAACUUACAGCAUGGUGAGGGGAAGUACAGGUGGAGCAAUGGGAACGAAUACGCGGGCGAGUGGAGGCAUGGGGUGAUCCAUGGGAAGGGCGUUUUGCUUUGGGCCAAUGGGAAUAGGUAUGAAGGUCAAUGGGACAACGGUGUACCAAAGGGUAAAGGGGUUUUCACUUUUGCUAAUGGGAAUAACAGAUACGAUAGAAUUUACAAGGAGGAGCCCAGGAAGAGAUUGUCUGUUGAUGCGAAUUUUCCAAGGAUUUGUAUAUGGGAAUUGGAUGGGGAGGCUGGAGAUAUUACUUGUGAUAUUGUUGAUAAUGUGGAGGCUUCCAUGUCAUUUGAUAAUAGUAGUAAAAAUGGUGAUGGUAAUUGUAAGGAGAGUGAUAAUGGCAGAAUAGUUGACACUGGACAGUGCCAGAGAAGCCCUUGCAGCUCUUCUGACGGGGAUUUCAAGAAGCCAGGGCAAACGAUUUCGAAAGGGCAUAAGAAUUAUGAUUUGAUGCUUAAUCUUCAAUUGGGUAUCAGGUAUUCUGUUGGGAAGCAUGACUUGUUAAUGCGAGAAUUAAGGCAAAGUGAUUUUGAUCCUAAGGAGAAGUACUGGACAAGGUUUCCGCCAGAAGGAUCAAAGUUUACGCCACCACAUCAGUCUGUGGACUUCAAAUGGAAGGAUUACUGUCCCAUGGUGUUCAGACAUUUGAGGGAAUUGUUUGCAAUAGAUCCGGCGGAUUACAUGGUUGCUAUUUGUGGAAAUGAUGCGCUUAGGGAAUUUUCUUCCCCUGGAAAGAGUGGAAGCUUCUUUUACCUUACUCAAGAUGAUCGUUUUAUGAUAAAGACUGUGAAGAAAUCUGAAGUCAAGGUUCUCAAUAGGAUGCUUCCAAGUUACUACCGACAUGUUUGCCAGUACAAGAAUUCCUUGGUAACAAAGUUCUUUGGUGUGCAUUGUGUGAAACCAGUUGGAGGUCAAAAGACCCGUUUUAUUGUUAUGGGCAAUUUGUUUUGUUCUGAGUACCGCAUCCAUAGACGCUUUGACCUGAAAGGAUCUUCUUAUGGUCGUGCAACUGAUAAGGCCCCGAGAGAAAUUGAUGAGACAACCACACUUAAAGACCUGGAUCUUGAUUUUGUGUUCCGCCUUGAACGUUCAUGGUAUCAAGAACUAAUCAGGCAAAUAUACAGAGACUGCGAGUUCUUGGAAGCUGAAGGGAUAAUGGAUUACAGUCUUUUAAUUGGUCUUCAUUUCCAUGAUGAUCACUCAAGUAGUGAUAUGAAGAUGUCGCCUAAUGACAUGUGUUUUGAAAAGGAAAAUACACGUCAUGAUAAAACCUUCAUGCGAGGCUAUCACUUGCUGCCAGAUAUGGAUUGGGUAAUGGAAGGCCGGGGCCCAUUUAUCCGGCUUGGGGCAAACGUGCCUGCAAGAGCAGAACGAGUGCACAGGAUAGAGUCAGAUCAAUAUGCAGGUGGUGGAAGUAUCAAUUCAACACUUCCAAAAGGCAUUGGGGAGAUAUCUGAUGUGAUUCUGUACUUCGGCAUCAUUGACAUCCUUCAAGAUUAUGAUAUCAGCAAAAAACUAGAGCAUGCAUACAAAUCCUUGCAAGUGGAUGCCACAUCCAUCUCUGCUGUUGAUCCAAAGCUAUAUUCAAAAAGGUUCCGGGAUUUCAUACACAGAAUAUUUAUAGAGGACAAGUAAUCAGGAAUCAUGAUGGGAGUAAAAAAUGAAAAUCUGGUCAAUUGUUUACAAUCACAACAGAAGUCUGGAUAACACCAACACGGAAAGAAAGCAGGGUGGCAGACGUGUGAGUUUGGCGCGGUCGUGAAUAUGAUGUUUAUGAUGCAUCCAUGUGAUCAGGCUGGUUUGAUGGCUGAGUUAUUAAGAACAACCAUGGUAACUGUGGGGGGAAAAUAAAGUGAGCUUUUUAUAUAUUAAACUUAUGUAUGUAAAUGGAAUGUAGUCACAACAAUUUGUUUGUUUUGUUGUGAGAACAGAGAUGAAGCAGAUUGCAGAAAGUAGAGAAAUGGUUCUGCAGAGUUCAAAGAAGGGAGGGAUUGAAGUAACAAAAUGUACAGUCAAAAGCAAAAAGGAUGAAUGCAAUUUUCAAAAAUUGAACAGAUGGUUUGCAGGCUCAGCAAGGAAGAAAAGAGAAGAUAAUGAGUCUUUUUCUUUCACAUUCAUUCAGUCAAAUGCCAUGUUUGCUUUCUUUUUUUUUUUUUUUUUUUUUUUUUUUUUUUUAAA